GGCCAACCAGAUCACGAAGGAACUACCACUUUUUGGAGAAUUUGGUGUCCCAGUUUCCGGAAUUAGGGCCAAGAAGAGGUUGCCUGCCAAUUGUAUUCCCGGGCAACACAGUGUCUACGCCUCGCAAGAAAGGAACUAUUGGAAUGCGGCUUGA
Acaulospora colombiana is the source of this 154-nucleotide messenger RNA. The record is from the annotation of a GenBank genome assembly. Lineage: Eukaryota; Fungi; Glomeromycota; Glomeromycetes; Diversisporales; Acaulosporaceae.